Molecule: messenger RNA, 722 nt
Organism: Drosophila eugracilis
Lineage: Eukaryota; Metazoa; Arthropoda; Insecta; Diptera; Drosophilidae
Exons: 2
Source: RefSeq, a predicted model, not a curated record
UCAAAGAUUUCGAUCUCCAUAACGAUAUUCCAUCUGAUCAGGACGGUGUCCUUUGGUGGUGCUUACAGUCUUCCUCCGGCGGUGCAGUUGGGUGGUGCAAUUGUGGCUGCCGUGGAACAAGACGCCGAGCAGGAGGCUGCCACCGAGGAGCGACAGCGGUUGGAACGGGAGUGGCUAUCGAUGGCCGAAACCCAAUUCAACAAUCUGAUCAACGAUGAUCUGAGCCCACAUGAGGUUAACAACAUGCUGGAGAGCUGGUCAACAGAAGGUCGCGGCAAGCACAAAAAACAGAAAAAGCUAAUGAAAAUGGUGUAUCCGCUGCUGGCUGCCGCAGCUGUGGCAAAAAUAGUUUUGCUGCCCUUGGUCUUGAAAUGGCUGACAGCACUUUCGGCGUCAUCGUUUGUCAUGGGCAAAAUCGCGUUGGCCACAUCCGGACUUUUGGCCUUGAAGUACAUAUUGUCCGGAGGACAUGCACACGAUCGCCUGGAGAUUGUUCACUCUCACGCUCCAGUCGUCAAGGGAUUGCACGGCACGGAUCUCUCCUCCAGCGGAAGCAGUUGGAUGCCCAUUCGGCAGCCUUUUAUCCCAUUGGGAUUAUCGAAAGAUCACAACUUUGACAACCUGUAUAAGCCAUUUUUAUAGGUUGAGCAGCAAGGAAAGUGAGAGUGCUAGAGAAACGUAUUAUAAAAUAUCAUAAAGCUUACCAUCUACUAUUCAUAAAA